CGUGAGCGAACGUCAUUUCCUCCCUCUCUCUUAACACCGACCAACGAGCGGCGGUAGUGUGCAUGCGGUGCAUGCUCGAUUAGACAAGGGCAGGAGCGAUUUCUAUGCAGUGCUUUGUUCCUAUUGCCAUAUCGUAUCCACUUAAACGGUUAAAUUAAUAAAGGAGAAAAUAAAAUGCACACGAAAAUCUAUCAAAAUAUAUUGAAUUACUACAGAAGACAAGUACAUACGAAUGUGUCUCGAGUUCUGUUUAAUCAAUAUUAUGAUGCGACUCACAAAAGACGAAUGCGUUCUUCGCGUUUAUAUUGGAGCGGAUUUGGUAUUUUAGUCAUUGGUUUUACUUAUGCUUCCGUGCCUUUAUAUAGAAUAUUUUGUCAGUCAUAUAAUUAUGGUGGAACUGUAUCAACCAAUCACGAUAACAGCAAAGUGCAUUCAAUGAAACCUAUUAAGGAUAGAGUGAUAAAAAUAAAAUUUAAUGCUGAUACAGCAGCCAUGAUGCAAUGGAAUUUCAAACCACAACAAAAUUUUAUAAAAGUUGUUCCUGGAGAAACUGCCUUAGCAUUUUAUACAGCAAAAAAUCCAUUAAAUGUACCAGUCACUGGUAUAUCUACUUAUAACGUAGUACCAUAUGAAGCUGCACAAUAUUUUAAUAAAAUUCAGUGUUUUUGUUUCGAGGAACAACAACUUAAUCCAUAUGAAGAAGUUGACAUGCCAGUAUUUUUUUACAUUGAUCCAGAGUUUGUUGAUGAUCCAAAAAUGGAAAAUGUUGAAGAAAUUGUACUAUCCUAUACAUUCUUUGAAGCCAAAGAAGGAAUGACAUUUCCUAUACCGAAUUUCAUGAAAAAAUAGUAAAAAUUGUGAAAAAAGGAUGUUAGUGUUUUGACAAAUAUAUGUUCAGUACCUAAUA
Molecule: messenger RNA, 907 nt
Organism: Bombus pyrosoma
Lineage: Eukaryota; Metazoa; Arthropoda; Insecta; Hymenoptera; Apidae
Gene: Cox11
Product: cytochrome c oxidase assembly protein COX11, mitochondrial
Exons: 4
Coding region: 175-849 (224 amino acids)
Cellular component (GO): mitochondrial inner membrane
Molecular function (GO): copper ion binding
Source: RefSeq, a predicted model, not a curated record